Alligator mississippiensis (American alligator) is the source of this 5623-nucleotide messenger RNA. RefSeq lists its product as uncharacterized. The coding region runs from base 161 to 1435 and encodes 424 amino acids. Lineage: Eukaryota; Metazoa; Chordata; Crocodylia; Alligatoridae. The transcript is spliced from 10 exons. Gene Ontology annotation, molecular function: protein binding. The record is from RefSeq and is a predicted model, not a curated record.
UUGGGCUGGGAGCCAGCCGGGUGUUGUAGCAACGGGUCUUAGCGGGGCACCAAAGGGAAUUGCAUUGCACCAGCCAAGUUCAUUGCACCCAGGGGGAUCAUUGCAGCAGGGGAGUUCAUUGCACCAAGGGGAUUGCAGUGCAACAGGGCAUUUCCCAAGAAUGGGGGAGAAGAUAAAGCGCCACUUUGUUGAGGAUCGGGUGGUGGUGAUCGACCCUCUUCCCUUUACCUGGAGGGUGAAAGGGCCUGGACCUCACUACUGUCUGGAUAUGAAGAUGUCUCGACUCAAACAACUGGCGUUCGCCUUUGAAUUUGGAUCUGUGGACCCUAGGCAAUCGUUCCCAGUGACUGAAUUUCCUGCAAGGAUCGUUAAACUUGACAUCUCUUUAAAUGAGCUGGAAGAACUGCAACCUGAAGCGCUUUUUGCUUUUGAGAGUCUCUCUGAAUUGGAUGCAUCCCUCAACGCUUUAGGCGGCAUCCCGGGGAUUGGCGUUCUUCCCAACCUCACUGUACUGAACCUCAGCUACAACGCGCUGAGCGACGUGAGAGACUUAGGGAGCUGCACUCACCUGCUUGUCCUGAACUUGUCUCACAAUCCAGUGCGGACCCUCGAGCACAUGCCCCUCCUGAGUAACCUGACGCGGCUUCACUUAGGGUCCAACAAGCUGAGCUCCUUGGAAGGCGUGCAGAAUCUGCCCCAGCUCUGCGAACUCUACAUCCAGAGGAACCGGGUUUCCAGCUUGCUGCCCCUCUCCUCCUCCCUGGCCCUCAACAUACUGGAUGCUUCCAGCAACAAGAUUGCCUGCCUGCAGUAUACCCUGCACGUGCUCAGGGGGCUUCACAGACUGAGACACCUCAAACUUCAGGGCAACCCACUGGCUCAGGAUAACCGCUACGCCACUGCAAUCAAACAGGCCACGGCCGUGGAGACCCUGGACGAUGUGCUUCUUAGAGACCCGCCGCGCUGCUCUGCACUGUCCUCGUUCAGUUGGGCCCUGCUCGGGGAAUCGGUGGCUGAUGUGAUGAACUCAAGCCAAACCAAGGAGGAUCUGAAAACAUCAGCGAGGAGGAUCUUCCUGGAGAGACUGCAGCACAAGAGAGAUGACACAGAGAGCGCCGUCCAUCACCUCCACAGCAGAAUACUGGACCUGCGAGAAGAUUUGGCAGAAUAUGAAGACACUUUCAAAACAGAAAUGGACGGCUGUAUAAGAUACAUAGAUGCUCUCCCACCUAAGCAUUUCCAGGGGCUGACUAACCCCGACACGAUCCCGAAUGCCAUGGAGAAGUUCCUGUUCACCAAAUUCUGGCAGAGGUGGCAGCAAGGCCAAAGGAAACCAGCCAACCUUCCCUAUAAAGCACUGACCAAGCCAGAUGAGGUGCUUCAAGCCGCCGCUCAGCUCCUCUCAAACCCACCGCCCGGUGAUGCCAACGCUUGAUGCCGUUUCAGAUACCCGAACUGUCAGGAGGCAUGUUCUUGCAAAACCUGAUGACAUCCCACCAUGCUCCGAGUGAGCCGAUGAACACGGCCCGGACGAUCCCAGGGUAGAUGAGCGGGGGACCGUGGUGAUGCCAUUUGCCUUCCCAGACGAGCAAUUUCAAAAACCUUCUUUAGGCUUGAUUAACCUAAGUGAUUUUUGCAUUACCUGCACAUGUUGUGUGGUCAUCGCUCACCCUUUUUUCCAGGGCAUUGAUUAUUUUUGGGAUUUCAAGGCCAGGCUCACAGGUACCAUUAUGGUCAUCUAGUCUAAUGUCCUGAUAACACAGGUCAUAGGACUUCCUUGAAUAAUUGGCACUUCAGGCCCGCGACUCCUGUCUGCAUUAGACUGUAGCUUUUUAAAAAGAUAUCAAGCAUUGAUUUAAAUGUUUUAGUGGAUGGGGAAUCCACUGCACAUGGAGGUAAGUGAUUCCAGUAGUUAAUUAUCUUCUCCUUUAAACUCUUUCCCUUAUUUCUAGUCCUCCUGGAACCUUAACGAUGCUCCAUCAUUAACCUUUUGCCAUGCUGAAAAUUAAUCAUUUUCCCCCAUUCUUUGCUUUCUUUUAGCUACUUUCCAAACCCUGGCUUAUGCUUUGCCCUUCUCCUUCCAGGGCUACUUACUUCCCUGAAUAAAGAGGUUGAUGGACAAGACCGAAGCGUCUUAGCAGAGCUUGGGGUCCUUACAGAAGAUAAACCCUCCUUGCACGGUGGUCAUAUCAUGCCAUUUUCUGACAUGCUAGAAUUUCCCAAUAGCUUAAAGGAGAAAAAUCCACAUGCUUAUUAAAAAAGAAAGAGAAGAUGAAUCCUAAAGAAAGGGAAGGUUUAAAGCUCAUUGUGAUACACUCUGGAAAGGUCUCAGCAUGUGGUUCAUUCAUCUCGGUAAAUCAAGAGGCUGCAUCCUAGACUCUCGGGCUCUGUAACUCAUCUGUCUGCACACAUUGGCGGGGGGAUCCAGUGACCGGUGGCUGUGCUCUGUUUUGCCGCAGAGAUCAAACGCUGCCUGCCAAGGGAGGCAGGUCUUGCAUGAAAUGAAGUCUUGCAUUCAUAACCCCUUAGGGUUUCAUUGUGUUUCCAACCAAUUGCAAUGAAACCACAUUGAAAAGCACACUGGCAGGGUUGGCACCACUUUGGUCUUUCCUUGAGUCCCUUCUGUUGGUCUCUUGUCUGUAGUUACUUGCAUAGGAUCAUAAAAACCCAGGACUGAAAGGGGCAUCCAACAUCUUCAAGUCUAGUUGCUGGCUGUUGCAGCAACCAUGUCGUAUCAUCCUGUUCCUCAGUUUUUGGUGCAUGUUUGGUUUUCUCCCUCUUCGUCCCAGUACUGCCUAUGUUCAAAGGAAGACCAGGAUGCGUUAGUCUGGUGCUUUUUGUCCCUAGACCUCCAUGCACUUGUAAAGGAAGUUAUAUAUCCUUUCCUUGGGCAAUGCCAGGAAAUGAAGGGACCUACCCAAGCUCACAAAGGGAGUCAGUGGCUAUGUAUGGAAAUCCUUUGUCCCAGCUCUGCUGUGCAUGUGCAACCAGAUGCACUGUGCAGAGCAACCUUAUGCUGGCAAGGAGAUGGGCUGGACCGGCUAUAUGAUGGGACCCAGUUGGAGGAGCACAGGAGAGGGGUUGACACGUCGACCCCAUCCCUGCAACCACCAGCCUCACCUUAUCAACCAGCAGUGCCUCCAACCCUACCCCACCAACAGGCAGAAACCCCCUCUGCACAACAUCAGCAGCAGCUCCCAAAGCUUUGCACUCUUUCCUGCGUUGACUUCAUUCCCAAACUGCAAAGUGUAGCGGGAUGUGAUCUAUCACAAGGCCGUUAUUUCGAUCAUGGACUGAAACAAGAGGAGGAGACAACCUGGUGGACUUCCCUUAUGUCUGACCUCUGCUCCAUCUCCUCCAUGGGAUAGAGGGGUGGCACCAGAGUAGCCGGUCAGCAAAGAGCAUGUAGAAUAAGGCAGCUUUGUUGCUUUUCAGCACAAUCCUGGGGCUGUUUGCCUUGGGAGACGCAACGGGGUCCCUAGAGCUGGAGUUGAAUUUCAGCCAUCUGAGCUACAGCUGCUCUUUCAUUUAGUCUGACCUCCCAAGGUGGGACGGAUGGCUCCUUUUUGAACCGCUGACUUUUCCCCUGACAGCAGCCCUCCCCACCAUGGCUUACCUUGGCUUAAAUUCUUGCACUAGCUCCAGUUAACCAUGGGCGACGUACAAACGCAUGCGGUUGAGAUAACCCAAGUAACAAUCUGACAAAUGUCCAGACAGGAUCCACUUCCACUCCAAAGCUGCAGCUACUGGGUGCUAAUAUAGGAGCUUCUUUAAUCCUCCUGUUGGCAUAAGCAAGGCCAUUAUAUGGCUGCAGGCUGCAUGAUUUCAAUUGAGCACAAGCCCUACCCAGAGGAGCAGUACAUAUGCUGCCUCGGCCUUGGUCCUAAUCAACCAUUUGCUCUGAGAAUGACCCCCUGAAGCAACACCCAAGCAAGCCUACUGGGUUUUGGAUCCGUUUUUAUGCAUCUGCAUUGUGUCUGGUCCUCUUCUCCUCCAGCAAAGAAACAAGGUCGUUUCUAUUCAGGCGGCCAUCAACCGCUUUGCAUGUGGUUCAUUUGAAGAGCAGGAAACAAGGGGAGGCAGGCUGGAGGGGCCGGUGGACUUCGAAUGGACUGGAUUUCCAAGUCCUGUAUGGUGGGAUCGGGCUCCAGCCAUGCUGGCACCAUGCAUCGGGACCGGGCCCAGCACUGGAUCUGACCUGGCACUGCUCUUCAAAGGCUGGCCAUCCAUGUGACAUGCACCACCAGUUUUAGGCCAAAAAACAAGUUUGCCCUAGGAAUCAAAAGUUUGGAAACACUUGUAUAUUAGGCUUGAGGUGUUGUCUUAUUGCAAACUGUUGAUGUACCUGGUGCUGUACAGGACAGAUGUCUCAGUAAACACCCAUCAGGAACAUUUCCCUUGGUAUCACCUGGCAUUGAUUAAGCUGAAAAUGGAAGACAGCUUUGCUCUGGAGAAGGCAGGGUGCAUUGGAAAACCCAAGGGAAGGCCCAGCUUGGAGUUAUAUGCUUUUUAAAAAUUGACUUUUUAUGGGUCUCAAAAGAAAGCAAAUUUAAUGAGGGCUUGUAUGUAGAGGGAGAGCGGUAGAGUCCCUGGAGCCCGUGAGCAAUGGCCGGUGGUGGAGAAUGGUGCUUUGGGCGAAGCUUUCUUAGGGUCACGGUCGGAGUUGUUAUGUAUGCAAAGGCUCUUGGAGAAAGGAGUGGAAGAGGCAGCAAAGAGAAAGGACUGAGGAAAAGGAGAUCAGGGCAACACUGAGGCGAAACCAGCUCAGGGUUGUAGGUGUGAAUGACCUAUGGAGAGCUUGGAAGGUGAACCUGAAGUGAUGGCUAACGGCAAGCCAAUGGAGGGGACUCAUGACGGAGGUGACAUGGGCUGGAAGGUCACCAAGGGAAAUCAUCUGAGAGGCUGAACUUGGGGCAAAGGGGGAGCUGGGCUGUGAGUGCUGGGAAAGAGGUGAUGAUGAGUGAUCAAGGUGCAGGACGACCGUGUUCACAGUAGGGAGAGGAGCAAACCUAUCUUGCAAAUAACUUUGCAGCCAACACAGCAGGACAUUUUUAGGGGAGGGCACAGUCAGACCCCACAUAGCCCUCGGCGUCUUUGUUGCAGUUCUCUCUCUCUCUUCUGAACCAUUCCCUGGACACACCAAUCCCAGCAAAAGGCUGUAGUCUGGGGAGGGCUGCUUGGCCCUGUGAGGUUCGUGGAGCCAGCAGGUCAUACAACAGGUCCCUUCAGCAUCUUCAGAUACGUUGCAGUCAGUACAGUGGAGAAAUACCUGGGCACCCAAGUUGAGGAAGACACGGACCACUUUCCCUACCCAAGGAGAGAGCAGUGUCUGUCUCUGCCAGGAGGGGUCUGGCAAAUAUUGCAGAGCCUUUCUCUGCAUUCAUCCAAAGGGUGGUGUUGGGGCACUGAGACGUCUUGCUAAAUAUUAAUCCUGAACUUUUGCAAUGGGGAAAGUCUUUCCUCCCCACAAAGGUCAGCGCUAAGGCGGGCGAUAACUGCACAUGAAUGAACCUCUUGUUUGCUUUGUCUGAUUUUCGCUUGAUUGCUCUAAAAUAUGGCUGAUUGCUCGAGUAGCUGGCCAGCCUCCCUUGGAAAGCUACCAAAUGUGUUUCAGCUCAGUUUA